AUGCUGUCCUUGGACACCUCAGGCUACUCACUUGCAAAUUACCAAUCAAGAAGCUUUAAUCAGCUCACUUUCCGUAUUCUUCAUCCAAUCAUUAUUCGGAAAUUUGGCCUUCAUGAGUCAAUUAAAGCUGAUGCCAGUCUGCCACGGAUUCCUGUAGUGCUACUAAAUGGUGCCAACCAAGAAGAAGUUGUCCGUGUUCACUUCAGUGAUAUUGACUCUGGUAUUCUGCAAAACAAUUUUUACUACCAACCUGUGGAGGCUUUUCUUCUUCCAAAAGACUUUGAAGGAAUUCUAAUGCUUGAUAUUCCUGAAAACACAGAUAUCUCGUAUUCUGGUAACAUAAACAACAUCUCGGCAGUGUUUUGCUUACCUCCAGAUAGUGACACUGUUAUUUACUUUUAUCAAAGCAACCCCAACAUACGUUGCUGGUCGCAACUGGCUACGAAUUUCAUCUAUGACAUAGAUGAUUUUGGAGAUUUGGAGAGGCAUAUAACAAGUCGUCCUGAACGACACAAGAAAUGGACGGCAGAAAAAUGGAUAGAAGAACAACGUUUAUUAGAAGAGAAAAACAAAUUUUCUGAUUUAAUGGUUGUUCAACAGAUAGAUGUGUACAGAAAUUUGGCAAACAAGUUGCUUCUAGCUCAGAAAAAGCUGAUGAAAUGGCACACAUAUUCUUAUGUAUUGAAAUCUGAUGAUGAUUGUUUUCUUAAUUUGAAGCAAAUUCUAAAGCAUUUAGACAGCAUCGAGUAUAAAACAUUUUGGUUUGGUAAAUUCCGUUCCAACUGGGCAGUUGACAGAUAUGGCAAAUGGGCCGAAUGGCUCUAUGAUUCUGUGGUGUAUCCGAAAUUUGCUUGUGGAUCUGGUAAUGUAAUCACGUCAGAUAUUAGUCAAUGGCUCGCAAACUCUUCUGAUUACUUGAAAGUUUAUCAGGGGGAAGAUGUGACGAUGGGCAUUUGGUUAGCAGCAGCUUUUGGUCCAGUCACUGUGGAUGACCAGCGAUGGCAUUGUACAAAAACUUGCUCCCCUGACAUGUUUUCCAUGCCGGAUCUCACCGCGGAGGAAUUGUCACGUAUGUGGGCUGACAACAUGAACUGUGGCAACCCAUGCGGAUGUGAGUGA
Octopus bimaculoides (California two-spot octopus) is the source of this 1119-nucleotide messenger RNA. RefSeq names its product UDP-GalNAc:beta-1,3-N-acetylgalactosaminyltransferase 2-like. Lineage: Eukaryota; Metazoa; Mollusca; Cephalopoda; Octopoda; Octopodidae. The record is from RefSeq and is a predicted model, not a curated record.